CUAGUGCUGUGUGUAAACUACAUCUGUCUAGCGCUUUGCUAAUUAGUGCGUCCAUUAACAUAAUCUGAGAAACAAUUAGCCUGAAAGGAGAUGAUUUACGCACACGCGAAUUAUCCGUAAUUCAUACGCCUUCGGUCUUAAGUCUUGAUCGGUGUAAUAAGGAUGCUACACGCUGUCAAUAAUCAAUGAAGUGUUUGAAUGAUCUCCUCUCCUCGUCUCCUCCCCUCAGAUGCGCUGCGCAUCAUCCAGCGCUCCGCUCCCUCACUUCAGCACUCGCGUUUCUCCAGAGCGCGUCUGAGCUCACCGGACGCGUCAUUUAACGCCAGCAUCUCGGUCAUUCAUCCUAGGCAGAGCGAGGCACACGCAGCGAAGAGGAGGAGAGGAACACGGACACUUCACGCAGACAGACGCGCCAGACAAGGUCGACUGAGCGCUACGAGCCCUUGUGUGUUUUGCGCUCUCUCUCCGCGCGUUGGAUUCCAGGAGUCUUAAAUCUGGAGGCGAGGACCCGGGGAUGAGCCUGCUGUCGGGGGGCUUCGGCAUGGCGGGCUGGGGGUUCGGUUGGGUUCUGAUGCUGCUCGCACUCUGGAGGCCCGGCACCGCUUGCCCGGAGCUCUGCACGUGUACGGGCGUGCGGAUCUCGUGUGUGGAUGCGGAGCGCAGUAUUAUGGCUUUUCCCAUGCUGCAGUCCGAGGCAGAGAUGGAGAAUAUCACAGACAUAUACAUUGUAAAUCAAAGCAGCUUGAAAUCCAUUAAUGAAAAAGAUCUCGACUCGUACCGCAACCUCAGAAACUUAACUGUAACAAACACGAGACUCGCGUAUAUUUCAAGACAGGCCUUUCAAAGCAACCUGAAACUACAAUAUCUGAAUCUCAAAGAGAACAAUCUGUCAAAUCUAUCCUGGAGGACGUUUCGGCAUUUAAACAUUUCAUACCUGUUGCUGGCAAGCAAUCCUUUGCAGUGCAUAUGUGAAAACGUGUGGCUGAAGCAGUGGAGAGGAGAGGAGGCCGAGGACCUGCUGUGUGUGGAGGAGGGAGGAAUGAGGAGAGCGCUGUCUACACUCACACUGCCCAACUGUGUUCUCCCUACUGUGACUCUCAAACCCACUAAAGUGACCAUGCAGAAAGGGUUAAAUAAGACGCUGGUGUGCAACAGCUCAGGAACGCCCACACCUACUAUGAACUGGACCACCUGCAAAUUAAAUUCAACUUACGAGCACGAGCACUCAGGUCAGAUGUCAACGCUCAGACUCAUGAACGUCUCUUCCCUGGACAACGGAUGCAAAAUCACCUGCAGGUCGGAGAACAUGGUGGGAGAGGCUGAGGCCUCUGUGGAUCUGGACAUACUGUUUCCACCUAUAAUCAGCAAGCUGAUGGAUGCGGUCUCAGACCACCACUGGUGCAUUCCCUUCAGCGUGUCGGGCAACCCAGAGCCCAAACUGAGCUGGUUAUUAAACGGCAAAGCUGUGGAGGAGGGACCAUUUAUCCGGACCAUGAUCCACGAUUACUCAGAGGGCGAAUACCACGGGUGCUUACACCUGGACAGUCCCACACACAUAAACAACGGAAAAUACACACUGCUGGCCAGUAACUCAUACGGAGAGGACCGCAAGGCAGUGUUUGCACAUUUCAUGCAUGAGCCGUGGAACGAAUCAGUUACUGAUCCACUGUAUUAUGAUCCCACUACAGAUGACACCCCUCUUGGACCGCCUGAGGACAAAGUUGCUGUGUACGUGGUCGUGGGAAUCGCGGCGGUCACAUUCACAGGCUUCAUCUUGAUGCUCGUCAUUCUGAAGUUUGGACGCAACUCAAAGUUUGGAAUCAAAGGUCCUUCCUCAGUCAUCAGUAAUGACGAUGACUCUGCCAGUCCUCUUCAUCAUGUGUCUAACGGCUCUAACACUCCCUCGUCCUCUGACAUGAACGCGGACGCCGUCAUCAUUGGCAUGACCAAGAUUCCCGUCAUAGAGAACCCACAGUACUUCCGCAGCACCGGCAGUCUGCUCAAAUCUGAUACUUUUGUUCAGCACAUUAAAAGGCACAACAUUGUACUGAAGAGGGAACUUGGAGAAGGAGCGUUUGGGAAAGUGUUUCUGGCAGAAUGCUACAACCUGUCCACAGACCAGGAGAAGAUCUUAGUGGCUGUCAAGACUUUGAAAGAGGCCAGUGAGAACGCCAGGAAGGACUUCCAUCGUGAGGCAGAGUUGUUGACCAAUCUGCAGCACGAACACAUUGUCACGUUCUACGGAGUGUGCGUGGAGAGCGAUCCCCUUAUUAUGGUGUUUGAGUACAUGAAACACGGUGACCUCAACAAGUUCCUCAGGGCUCAUGGUCCUGAUGCAGUCCUGAUGGCUGAUGGACAGGUGCAGCAGCAGGCAGAGCUCACUCAGUCUCAGAUGCUGCAUAUUGCACAGCAGAUCGCCGCAGGCAUGGUGUAUCUGGCUUCCCAGCACUUUGUUCACAGAGACCUGGCCACACGAAACUGCCUAGUUGGGGAGAAUCUCCUGGUGAAGAUCGGAGACUUUGGGAUGUCCCGAGACGUCUACAGUACGGAUUACUAUCGGGUUGGAGGUCAUACCAUGCUCCCAAUCCGCUGGAUGCCACCAGAAAGUAUCAUGUACAGGAAGUUCACCACAGAGAGUGAUGUCUGGAGUUUGGGAGUGGUGCUGUGGGAGAUCUUUACCUACGGGAAACAGCCCUGGUACCAACUGUCAAAUAAUGAGGUGAUUGAGUGUAUCACCCAAGGUCGGGUACUGCAGCGACCCCGGACCUGUCCGAAGGAGGUGUAUGACUUGAUGCUAGGAUGCUGGCAGAGAGAACCACACACCCGACUCAACAUUAAAGAGAUCCAUAACCUGCUCCUCAACCUGGCCAAGGCAUCACCGGUGUAUCUGGACAUACUGGGAUAAGAGAGCACGUGCCACAUGUGGGACUGGAAGUGGAUACUUGAAACUGUCCCCUCCUCUAUCCCACCCAAAAUCUCUUUCUUCUACA
Messenger RNA from Labeo rohita (rohu), 2990 nucleotides. It is a transcript of the gene ntrk2a, whose product is annotated as neurotrophic tyrosine kinase, receptor, type 2a. Gene Ontology annotation, cellular component: axon; plasma membrane; signaling receptor complex. NCBI's taxonomy places the organism in Eukaryota, Metazoa, Chordata, Actinopteri, Cypriniformes, Cyprinidae. The record is from RefSeq and is a predicted model, not a curated record. Gene Ontology annotation, biological process: cellular response to brain-derived neurotrophic factor stimulus; protein phosphorylation; regulation of phosphatidylinositol 3-kinase/protein kinase B signal transduction. The transcript is spliced from 18 exons. Gene Ontology annotation, molecular function: brain-derived neurotrophic factor receptor activity; ATP binding; brain-derived neurotrophic factor binding. The coding region runs from base 515 to 2905 and encodes 796 amino acids.